UCAUUUUCUCUCCGCGUACAGUAGAGCUAUCUAUCUUUCACUCGCAUCGCAGUCUCUCUGUCAGUGUCCGCGAUUAGAGCGCUAUAAUGGCGCGAAGCAUGGUACCUCUGUGUCCGAAUGGAACCAUUUUCGCGCACCUGUGCAUUAUUGUGGUGAUUGCCUUGGCUUGGAUGUCACUGACUGGACCCGUGCGAUGUGACAGCGGGGUUUUAAACCGGAGCGGCGGGGAUCGUAUGCUUGACAGCAGCGGCGAUAUAGGCAGGAGAGACGGAGGGCUCAUACCGGGCGAUAGUGACAGUGAAGUGGACGCGGUCGGCGUGGAGUCACCGCGCUUCAGGAGAGCGCUAUCCCAGGAGAAAGUGUCGCUGCUCAGCAGUUCGUUCGUGCUGAAAGGGGAUGCCACUCACAACCAGGCGAUGGUCCAUUGGACGGGGGAGAACAGUAGCGUCAUCCUCAUCCUGACCAAGUACUACCACGCUGACUCCACCAAGGUCCUGGAGAGCUCGCUCUGGAGGUGA
This is a messenger RNA of Osmerus eperlanus (European smelt), 518 nucleotides long. Its product is annotated as VPS10 domain-containing receptor SorCS2-like. Lineage: Eukaryota; Metazoa; Chordata; Actinopteri; Osmeriformes; Osmeridae. The record is from RefSeq and is a predicted model, not a curated record. The coding region runs from base 87 to 518 and encodes 143 amino acids. Gene Ontology annotation, cellular component: membrane. The transcript is spliced from 2 exons.